Messenger RNA from Telopea speciosissima, 1559 nucleotides. RefSeq names its product 7-deoxyloganetin glucosyltransferase-like. Bases 44 to 1504 code for a protein of 486 amino acids. The record is from RefSeq and is a predicted model, not a curated record. Lineage: Eukaryota; Viridiplantae; Streptophyta; Magnoliopsida; Proteales; Proteaceae. The transcript has 2 exons. Gene Ontology annotation, molecular function: UDP-glycosyltransferase activity.
CAGCCCUUCCACUCUCUUCCUGAGAAAUUGUAAGAGAUCAAACAUGGAGAGGCCAGUAAAGCCACACAUAGUAUGUAUUCCAUUGCCUGCACAAGGCCACAUAAACCCCAUGCUUAAACUGGGAAAACUCCUCCAUCUUAGCGGUUUCCACAUCACCUUCGUCCACACCGAGUUCAACUACCACCGCCUCAUGAAAUCCACCGAUCCAGACCCUCUUAAGGGUUUCCAUGGCUUCCGAUUCGAAACCAUCCCUGACGGCUUACCACCUUCCAACAACCGUGGCAUACUUGACCUUCCGGCACUCUGCAUUUCUAUGACAAGGUCUUGUGUGGAUCCUUUCAGGGAUCUCAUAAGGAAGCUCAACACUGAAUCUCCCAUCACUUGUAUCCUCUCAGAUGGAGUUAUGGGCUUUACCUUACAAGUAGCCCAGGAAUUUGGCAUUCCUGAGUUCGUUUUCUUUACAACCAGUGCUUGCGGCUUCUUGGGUUACCUCCACUAUGAAGACCUCGUUCAAAGAGGUUUUUUUCCAUUAAAAGAUGAGAGCUGCCUUAAUAAUGGUUAUCUCGACACAACCAUUGAUUGGAUAGAAGGAAUGAAAGGAAUUCGAUUAAAGGAUCUACCCACCUUCCUCAGAACAACUGAUCCUGACGAUGUGAUGUUUAAUUACAAUUUGGAAAUGAUAAACAAUGCUUUCAAAACUCAGGGUCUCAUUCUAAACACGUUUGAUGAUUUAGAAGCUGAGUUUAUCGAUGCCAUCAAAUCCAAAUUUCCCAAGAAGCUUUACACCAUAGGUCCACUAUCUAUGCUCUUAAAGCAAUCAGUCUCAUCAGAAUCAAAAGAGGACGCAGAAGCUGAAUUGAACUCUAUUGAAUCGAAUCUGUGGAGAGAAGACAGGGGAUGCUUAGAAUGGUUAAAUGAAAGAAAACCCAAAUCAGUUGUGUAUGUGAACUUUGGAAGCCUAGCGAUUAUAACUCCACAACAACUGAACGAGUUUGCUUGGGGACUUGCGAAUAGCAGAUACGAUUUCUUAUGGGUCAUUAGACCUGAUAUUGUGAAUGGUGGUUCAGAGAUCGUUUCAGGAGAAUUCAUGGAUGAGGUUAGAGGUAGGGGUUUGCUUUCAGGUUGGUGCCCACAAGAACAAGUUUUUCGUCAUCCUUCGAUUGGUGGGUUCUUGACGCAUUGUGGAUGGAAUUCUACUCUGGAGAGUAUAUGCGAAGGGGUUCCCAUGAUCUGUUGGCCUUUCUUUGCAGAGCAACAGACGAAUUGCCUGUAUGCGUGCACCAAGUGGGGGAUAGGCAUGGAGAUUGAUAGUGAUGUAAAGAGAGAGGAAGUGGAAGGGCUUGUGAGGGAGUUGAUGGAAGACGGGGAGAAGUGUAAGAGCUUUAGAUUGAAGGCCAUGGAGUGGAAGAAGAAAGCUGAAGAAGCUGCUAAACCUGGUGGCUCAUCGUACAUCAACUUUUAUCAGAGAUUGAUUCCAGAAGUUCUUGGCAGUAGGACAGAUUGACAUGGUAAAUCGUAUUUAUUAUGAAAACGGAUGCAUCCUUCCUUCCUUCGGUCGU